UAAUGUCAGAUAUUGAUUAAUGGAUAGAGACUUUAAAAAAUGGAGAAAAUCUAAAAGAAACAGAUGUCAAAAUAUUAUGUAACAAAGCUAAAGAUAUACUUAAUAAUGAAGAUAAUGUAAUAAGAGUUGAAGCUCCAGUGACUGUAAUUUAAUUAUUAUUAUUAUUUAGAUUUGUGGAGAUAUUCAUGGAUAAUUUUAUGACUUAAUGGAAUUAUUUAAAGUAGGAGGAGAUGUACCAGAGACUAAUUACUUAUUUUUGGGAGAUUUUGUAGAUAGAGGAUAUAAUAGUGUUGAGACAUUUUUAUUAUUAUUGGCUUUGAAAGUGAGAUAUCCUGAUUAAAUUACAUUGUAUGAUAUUAAAUAUCAUUAUAGAAUACGAGGAAAUCAUGAAUCAAGAUAAAUAACUUAAGUUUAUGGAUUCUAUGAUGAAUGUUUAAGAAAAUAUAGUACUUUGAAUGUUUGGAAGUAUUGCACUGAAGUUUUUGAUUAUUUGGCUUUGGCAGCAGUGAUUAAUGAUAAUAUAUUCUGCGUUCAUGGUGGUUUGAGUCCUUAUAUCAAAACAAUAGAUGAAAUUAGAAUAAUCAAUAGAAAAUAGGAAGUACCUCAUGAAGGAGUUAUGUGUGAUUUAAUGUGGUCAGAUCCUGAUGGUUAAUUAUAAUAUAUAAUGUUAUAGAAAUUGAAGGAUGGAGUUAAAGUGCCAGAGGUGCAGGUUUUGUAUUUGGUGCUGAUGUUGUAAAAGAAUUUAAUCGUAGAAAUGGCAUUUCUUUAAUUUGUAGAGCACAUUAAUUAGCUAUGGAAGGAUUUAAAUUAAUGUUUGACAAUUCAUUAGUCACUGUUUGGUCUGCUCCAAAUUAUUGUUAUAGGUUUAUUUUUUAAUUAAUUAUAUAUAUAUAGAUGUGGCAAUGUUGCUUCUAUUCUUGAGUUGGAUGAGAACCUUAAGAAAUAUUACAAAUUAUUUGAGGCUGCUCCAACAGAUAGAGCAUCAAAUUCAAAAAAAGUUAUUGCAGACUAUUUCUUAUGA
This is a messenger RNA of Paramecium pentaurelia, 1021 nucleotides long. The record is from the annotation of a GenBank genome assembly. NCBI's taxonomy places the organism in Eukaryota, Ciliophora, Oligohymenophorea, Peniculida, Parameciidae.